AAGCGUGCAGUUCUAGUCACCUUACGUGAUGAAUUUGUCGUUCCUUAUUUAAUUUUUUUUUUCCAUAUUCAAGUUAUGCUUUUUCCUGUCGUUCUUUUAAUUUAAAAAUCAGCUCCUGGGGUGCCUGGCUGCUCAAUCGGUGGAGCGUCCCACUUGAUAUCGGGGUCGUGAGUUAAGGCCCCACAUCGGGCGUAAAGCUUACUUAAAAAAAAAAAAAAAAAAUUAUAAAUAAAAAUCAGCGCCAUUGUGCCCACUGAGCCCUGGCCUAGCCGAGUUUCCAGUUCGGUGGGGCUGACUCCUUACUGAGACCUUUUCUUUCAUCUAUGGACUCAGGCUGUUGGGAGCCCAAGGAAGGGUGUUGCAGACUCUGCCUGGGAGAUGCCUGUGGAAAGGUUUCCUAGGAGAAGCUCUUGCAACGAAAUGAAGUGGCCUGAUAAAGAGGGUGGAACCAUAGAAGAAGCCCGGGAAGGGAGCCACCUGUCAAUUAGGAACACUCCUUUUGGAUUUGGAUGAGUGAGCAACAAGGUUGCAUCAUAUUUCAGUCAUUAGACAUUCUAAGUUCAGCAAUGUCACCUUCUUCAUCUUUGGGCCUCUCAUGAUGUUUCUGAUGUACCCCUAUGCCCAGAAACGCUCCCGCUGCAUUUAUAUCACUUGGAUCCUCUUUAUGGUCAUAGGCCUAUUCUCCAUGUAUUUCCACAUGACGCUUAGCCUCCUGGGCCAGCUGCUGGAUGAGAUUGCUAUCCUGUGGCUGAUGGCCAGUAGUUACAGCAUAUGGAUGCCUCGCUGUUACUUCCCCACUUUCCUAGGAGAGAACAGGCCCCGGUUCACCUGUCUGGUCCUCAUCACCACGGUGGUCAGCACCUUCCUGUCCUUCCUGAGACCUGUGAUCAACGCAUACGUUCUCAACAGCAUCGCUGUGCACAUCCUCUACAUCGUGUUCCAGGAGUAUAAGAAGACCAACAACAAGGAGCUUCGGCACAUAAUGGAGGUGUCUGUGGUGUUGUGGGCUUUCGCGCUGACCAGCUGGAUCAGUGACCGUGUGCUUUGCAGUUUCUGGCAAUGGAUUAACUUCUUUUACCUGCACAGCAUCUGGCAUGUGCUUAUCAGCAUCACCUUUCCUUAUGGCAUGGUUACCAUGGCCUUGGUGGACGCCAGGUAUGAGAUGCCAGGUCACACCCUCAAAGUCCGCUACUGGCCUCGGGACACGUGGCCCGUGGGGCUCCCCUACGUGGAAGUCCGUGAUGACAAGAACUGCUGAUGUCUGCCAGCUUCUUGACCAGCCAACCACCCGCCAAGUCAAGUCCCCUGUGUCUUGAGGAAGGAGGACUGGAUGGGGAGCCUGAGAGACACUCACGGUUCUUUCCUCCAGCUCCCUUUCCCCUUCCUCCUCGUCCUGCGAGGCCCCGCCCCAAGACAGGGGACCUCGCGACCCUUCCGUGCAGUAGUCUGAUGACCUGGGGGAGCUGCCCGGCCUGGGUCCACUCCACGACCCGCCCUUAUUCUCUUUCAGUUCCUCUUUUGUGUUCACUUUGUGAGGCUGGGUCCCCACGGGCUGCGAUCACCCGGCAUCCACUGCGAAUGGCCUCAGGCGGGGGCUUGGUCCCCGGGCAUCUCAUAAAUAGCGGUGGUCACUGCUGGACCUGUCCUCGGCCGUGCGAUGAGCUCGCGGUUUGUGACUUCGAGCCCCGCGCCGGGCUCCGUGCUGACAGCUCGGAGCCUGUUUCCGAUUCUGCGUCUCCCUCUCUCUCUGCCCCUCCCCGGCUCGUGCUCUGUCUCUCAAAAAUAA
Prionailurus viverrinus (fishing cat) is the source of this 1786-nucleotide messenger RNA. It is a transcript of the gene ACER1, whose product is annotated as alkaline ceramidase 1. The record is from RefSeq and is a predicted model, not a curated record. Gene Ontology annotation, cellular component: membrane. Gene Ontology annotation, biological process: ceramide metabolic process. Gene Ontology annotation, molecular function: hydrolase activity, acting on carbon-nitrogen (but not peptide) bonds, in linear amides. Bases 596 to 1258 code for a protein of 220 amino acids. The transcript has 7 exons. Lineage: Eukaryota; Metazoa; Chordata; Mammalia; Carnivora; Felidae.